Eutrema salsugineum is the source of this 2376-nucleotide messenger RNA. RefSeq lists its product as uncharacterized. Bases 1 to 2376 code for a protein of 791 amino acids. The record is from RefSeq and is a predicted model, not a curated record. The transcript has a single exon. Lineage: Eukaryota; Viridiplantae; Streptophyta; Magnoliopsida; Brassicales; Brassicaceae.
AUGAACGCUUUCGCUGCUCAAAUGCAAGAGCUAGUCCGAAGCAAUGAUGCCAAAUUCGCGACUCUCACCGCGCAGAUCUCUAGCCUGCAACAAGAGAGCCCGCUUCGACGACGGAACCUCAUCAGCGACUUCCAGGGAGAGCGAGACCUGCAGUGCACGGUGGCACGGUCGGUGAUACAGCAGCAGCAACAGUCCGAAAGCCCGUCCCAACAUAUACGAGCUCAACCGACGGCGCGCGACCUGGAAAUCGAACGGAUGCAGGCCCAACUGCGAGAGAUCAGUUCCAAAUUUCACCAAGCCACCAGUUCGGCACCUGAAAUUGACCGCGUAAUCCAGGAAGCACAGAAAACACCGUUCACUUCCCGGAUCACCAACGUCCCCGUCCCUAACCUCGAAAAGUUUAAACUACGUUCAUACAAAGGGAACUCGGACCCGAGGCAUUUUCUUACCUCGUUCGGCAUCGUGAUCAACCGAAUGAAGUUCAACUCGGCCGAGCAGAAGGACGCGAUCCAAUGCCAACUGUUCGUUAAACACCUCGAAUGCAUAGCUUUGGAUUGGUUCUCAAGAUUAGAAGCCGACUCCAUUGAUAACAACAAGGAGCUUUCAACUAAGUUCGCAAAGCAUUUCUCGAUGUUCAUCGGGCAGAAAACCCGUAACUCCGAGCUGUGGGAGAUAUCACAGGGUGAAAACGAAUCACUCCGAGACUUUAUGGCGCGUUUCAAGCAGAUCGUGGCGCACUGCACGGUGGACGACGAAGCCGCCCUCGAAGCUUUAUACCAGAAAACUUGGUACAAAUCACCUUUUCAUAAAGAACUUCGCAAGAACAGACCCCUCACCCUUGAGGACGCGCUCCACAAAUCAAACAUCUUCAUCGCGGAAGAAGAAGAAGAAGCCGCCAAAGAUCCGCAGUACUCAGCGUCAAAGCCCGACCAGACCUUGACCACCAAAGAUAAUUCGGAAACGAAAGUCCAGUCCGGCAAACCGCACGGAGUAGUGAACCAGGCAGGACCGUCAAACCAAAAGUCAGGACGGCCACCAAAAUCUUGGAACACGUGGAAUAGAGAAGAUGAUACGCCACUAAGUGAACGUUUUUGCGAGUAUCACGAGCGAUAUAGGCAUAGCACGGAGGAAUGCCGACACCUGAGGGACUUCCUACUUCAACAGUUCCGCAAGGGCGAGAUCGACACCGCAGAUUUGCCUAAACCGGGACCCCGGCGGCCAAACCCGCGACCAAACAAACCCGGCAAUCAAGAAGCUGGUAAGGCAGCCGACUCUGAUGAAGAACAGGUCGCUCCCCCUAAACGAGACCGCGAAGCACCUAAUAGAGAAACGAAUGUACCCAAAACCAGGAAGAAAGUCAAUAUGAUUAUGGGAGCCCUCGAAUCAUGCAACUACUCCGUCCGAGCCCUCAAAGAGUACAGCCGGCAGGCAUCGAGUUCGCAACCCCAGACAACGGUCACAACCGUACCACUGUUAUUCACCGACGCCGACCUACGGGGAGUGCAUAUGCCUCACAACGAUUGCCUCGUCGUUGAGCUUCAGCUCGGAGACGUCAAAGUAAGCAGGAUAUUAAUCGACACGGGGAGUUCGGUAAACGUCAUAUCCAAAGAAACACUCAAGAAUAUGGAUUUUCCGGAUUCUGAGAUCAAGCCUUACAUGGAAUCAUUGACCGGGUUCACCGGAGAGAAAACAAGAACAGUGGGAACGGUGAAAAUACCCAUUUAUGUCGGCGGGUCAGCCCGAAUGAUCAAGUUCUUAGUCCUCAACAAACCGGCAAUAUAUAAUGCGAUUUUGGGAACGCCAUGGCUGUUCGACAUGAAGGCCGUCGCUUCAACGUUCCAUCAGUGCGUCAAGUUCUCGACCCCGUCAGGGACUUUCACCCUCAAAGGAAGCCAGACCGCGUCCCGUUUAUGCCAUCUAACCGAGUGCAAACUCAGUCUCACACGGAGAUGCGUCAUCAGCCCCUUUCAGGAAGACCGUGCGGCCGCAGUAAGCCAGUUCGGUCCACCUAAACAGAGCCGAGUUGACCAAGUCUGCAUUGACCCGACAGAUCCGGAAAGAUGUGUUGGCAUAGGGGCCGAACUCGACAACAAUAUUCGAGAAGCACUCAUCAGUUUCCUCCAGAAGAACGUCUCCACGUUCGCAUGGACCAUCAGCGACAUGCCGGGAAUCAAUCCAGAUAUCACUUGCCACGAGCUAAAUAUCGAUCCAACAUACAAACCGAUCAAACAGAAGAGACGCAAGCUUGGACCCGAGAAAGCACGAGCGGUUAAUGACGAGGUCGAAAAAUUUCUCAAAGCCGGUUCGAUCACAGAAGUUUGGUACCCGGACUGGCUAGCGAACCCUGUAGUCGUGAAGAAAAAGAAUGGAAAGUAG